This is a messenger RNA of Punica granatum (pomegranate), 1224 nucleotides long. The record is from RefSeq and is a predicted model, not a curated record. NCBI's taxonomy places the organism in Eukaryota, Viridiplantae, Streptophyta, Magnoliopsida, Myrtales, Lythraceae.
AAUUAGAAAAACAGGGAACCCUCUUCCCUUCCUCUUUCCCCUCCUCCACCAGACUAGGCCAUCGUCGCCCUUUGGUCUACGACCAUUGCCUCCGCUGCUCAACUCCAUUGUAGCCUUCUUCUCCAUCGUUGCGCUGCGCCAUCGAUCUUGGCCAGCUGCUCUGCUCCAGCUGCGACCUGCUACUUGUGCUCCAGCUGUGAUAUUAUCCCUAAAUUUUUUCUGAUAAUUAAAAAGAAAACAUUUUUGGUCAAAACAAAAAACCUCAGCAAAGCCUAAACGGGGAAGGGACGGUCCCUCUCACCCCUCCGUUCUCCUCCUUACAGCUUUCGUCGGUUCUCUAUGGCGGCGGAGAAGGAAGAAACCUCGGCCGCUGCACGGCGGCGACUUACAUGCUCCGCCUGCUUCGACGCCCUCUGGUUCUGCUACUCUCCAGUGCAUCAGAUGCAGAUGUAUUACAGGUUCGGGGAGCUUGAUAAUUGCAAAGCUAAAUGGAGUGCUCUCAUCGACUGUUUGUCUCUUAAGACCAAACGUGCUUCUGAAGUCCAGGUCAUGAAAAAACAAAUUUCUUGCAGGAGAUUCUCGAGAAGCGCGAGACACAAAAGCCUCAUAUAUGGAAGUUCCGAACUCCGGAGGAAUCUAAGGCUCAUUGGGAAGAGUUGUUUGGUCAUUUGGAUGGAAGGGAAUGACAGAGGUACUGCUGAUGCUGCUGCUGCCGCCUAGAGCUCCCAGUCUCGCCGACUUCUCGAUGGUACUAUUGCAAGAACAUCUAAAUGAGAAAACAGAAGGUCAGCUUUCAGAUUUGAUCGAUUAAUGGACUGAUAAUAAAAAAGUAGCUGCUCGAGGUUGCAUCGCUUCUCGUACAGUUUCUUCCAUUAUUUGCAAGAAAGUACUGGAGUAACUUUCCCAGUAACAUCGGAUUACACUCUAGGGAAGAUUCUUUUCAUUUCCUCUUUGCUUCUCAAGAUUUAAAUAUCAGAUUAGUCUCAUCAUUUCACAUUUCAAUCUUUACGUUGAUUUCUCAAGCUUACAGUAACAUUGCUGAGGAUGUUAGCUGCUAAGACAGAGGCAAGAUCGAGAUAUGCAUUACAGAUUAUUGGGACUUCAUGUAUUGAGUUUAUGUGUAACCUGCUGAUGAAGAUGUUCUCUUCAAAGCGGCCGAAGGGCAUUGCUCAAAUCCUUGUCACUUAUUUUUGGUGGAUCGGAAUUCUAUUACUUUACCGGCUA